Messenger RNA from Mesorhabditis belari, 3087 nucleotides. The record is from the annotation of a GenBank genome assembly. Lineage: Eukaryota; Metazoa; Nematoda; Chromadorea; Rhabditida; Rhabditidae.
AUGCGAGCUCUGCUCUUUCUUUCCAGCAUAUUGGGCGUGAUUCAAGCCUGGAAUCUUCAUAUCACCCCAAAUGGAGAUCGAUUGGCGAAUCAGAAAUCGGGAGACAAUUUCCUAGUCGUUUGCAGUGUUCAAGAUUAUGAUGGAGCGGCAAGUGAUGUGAAGAUUCAUUGGUAUCGAGAAGGGACACAAAUUGGAUUCGGAAGAAUCAUGACCAUCGGAAAGCCCAAUGCCAGCCAGUUGAUGAUCAUCAAAGCCAAAAAGGAAGACUCAAGCGAUUAUGUGUGCAAAGCCGAGAUUGAUGGAGUCACUCAAGAGAUCAACGCCUCAAUCAACUUCAUCCGUGCUCCUGAAUUCAUCCAGCCUCUCAUCGAGCAACAUCCAGAAGAAGGCCGAACAGCUGAGAUCGUGUGUCGAGUUGAAGGAGAACCAUCAAUGGAAGUCUUCUGGCAAUUCAAUGGAAACACUCUUGAUGAAGCUUCACCACGUGGAUACGAGUUCAAAGACAACAACCAAGUGCUAGUGAUCGCUAACUACGAUUCGAAAAAAGAUGAUGGACAUUAUCUCUGCAAUGCUGCUCAAUUCAGCUCAUUUGAGACUCUAACGAUCAAUGUUUCUGGAUAUUCUCGACCCAUGAUUACCGUCUUUGAUGGACCGACAAACAACCAAGGCUUUGAAGGACAAUCAGUGCAUUUCAAGUGUGGAGCAAUUGGCAAACCAAUGCCUACCUACAAAUGGUAUCGAGGAGAAAGCGAAGAAGCCUUGGUGAAAUCGGACAUCUAUGGAAUCGAGGACGGACUUUUGACGAUUCAAUCGCUGACUUCGACUGAUGGAGGAGAGUAUCGAUGUGUAGCUACGAAUGAUAUUGGAACUGAUUCAAAGACGGCCACUCUAUCAGUUUAUCUUCGUCCAAAAGUUGAACGUCUCACCAAUCACACGAAGCAAUCCGGCGAAAAUGUCGAGUUGGUGUGCCGGUAUUCUGGCGAAGGGACUUUGAAAGCGAAAUUCGUUUAUGGACAGCAAGUUUUCAAGGUUGGUGGAGAAGAGGAAAAUGAUGAGCCGGAGAAGUUGACGAGUGAUGAAGAUGAUGGAGAUGAUGAGAAGAAAGAAGAAGGACAAGAUGAUGAAGAGAAUGAUGGUGAUGAAGGAGAUGAUGAAGAGGACAAGAAAGAGGAGAACAACGUGGACGACGAUGAGGAGAAGGAGAAUGAGGAUGAUAAAAAUGAUGAUGAAAAGGAUGACAAGGAGAACGAGGAACAGGAUGACGAGGACAAGGAGGAUUCAAAGAAUGAUGAUGAAAAGGAUGAUGAGGAGAAAGUGAAAGAAUCCGGUGAGAAAGAAGAAGAUGAUGAUGACAAGAAAGAGGAAAAUGAAGAUGGUUUAAAAGCUGAUGAUGAAGAGAAAAACGAGAAUGAUGAUGAUUCGAAAGAUGAAAAAGACGAAGAUGAAGAGAAGAAGAGAGACGAAAAGGAUGGUAAUGAUGGAAAUGAAGAGAAAAACGAUGAGAAGUCCAACAACGAUGAAAACGACAAAGACGAUGAGAAAGAUGAUGAUAAUGACGAGGAAAAGACUGACAAUGAUGAUGAUGAAGACGGGGAUAAAGAUGAAAAUGAGAACAAUGAAGACGACAAUCAGGGCCAUCCGAUUGCCCGAGAUGAAGAUGGAAGUGGAGAACAUCAACCAGCCCAUUUCAUUGACACAAACGACAACAAUGUGAUUCGACGAACUCGUGAAGUGCAGUCUGGCCGUGUCUCGGUGACCGAUGAUGGAAAGCAGAUCACGUUGUUGAUCAAGGAUGUCUCUUUAAAUGAUGCUGGAACUUAUCAAUGUGUCGUUGAAAACGAGGCUGGACCGAUUAUCAGAAACAGUGUUUUGGCAAUCACCCAUGCUCCAAUCAUCAAGAAAUGGACUGAUCAAACGGUGCGCUCAUUCGAAGGACAUGAAAUCGAAAUCUUUUGUGAAGGAAAAGCUGUCCCUGAGCCUAAUUGGGAUUGGCAACUCAAUGGACAAGAUGUCGAACACGACGGUGUUACAACAAAAAUUACAAACACUUUCACUCGAUCGUCUAUUUGGAUGCGAACAACUGAAGGAAAAUAUGGUCGUUACAUUUGCCGUGCCUCAAAUGGUGUCGGUGAACCGGCAGAGAAAGUUGUAACCGUCAUUGAAGUUGUGACUCCACCAACUCCCACUGAGCUCAACUGCCACGAUGAUGUCAAUCCCAACUUUGCUUUAUGUGCACUCAAUGCUGAACAAUAUGCUGACUUGAAAGUAGAGCCUACAGAGGUUGAAUUCGCCUGGGUGCCCGAUCAAGAAGCAUUGAAAGAAGGUUUCGAAUGGGAAAGAGAUUCAGUUAAACACAAAGUGCCAUACGCUAGUCGUAUGAAGGUUCCUGGUUUAAAGCCAAAAUCUAACUACAUUAUCCGUGCUCGUGCCAUCAAUGAAGCUGGCGCCAGUGACUUGGGAGUUCAAGAAACAGUGGAAACGACGGAUCCAUGGGCACCCGCUCAACCAGAAAGCAUCACCUAUGAAUGUGAUCAAGUUUGUCGAAUUGAAUGGACUGAGCCAAACAAUCACGGAGAAGAGCUCACUGGAUAUAAAGUCACCGUUCAAGAAUACAAAGAGAAUGAGGAAAAGGAAGAGUACGAAUACAUUGGAUCUCGACUCGAAAUCUCGCUUGGCACAGAUGGACAGGCUAUUGAGUUGACUCAACUCAAGCCAAAUACAAACUAUGAGAUCUCUGUGUCUGCUAAGAAUUCCAUUGGAGAGUCGGAGCCUCAAAAGGUGACCUUCGAGACACCGGCUACAGUGGUCCCGCACUCGGCCAGUGGAAUCACCUCAACUCACAUGAUGAUCAUUGUUGGAGCCGCUCUCUUCAUUGUUUGCUUGGUGGUUGAUCUGAUCUGCUAUUCAACAAAUCGAUGUGGAGUGAUUGCUUGUAUUUGCAUUAACUGUUGCGGAAAGAACCCUGAUCGUUCAAAGGGCAAGGAUCUCGAGUCUGGACGGCCAGUCGAAUCGAAUCGUCUUCUCUCGGAUCAAAGGUUUCGCGAGUCGCCCAUCCCAUUGCUGAAGUCGCCAAUCGUCUCGCAAGUC